Molecule: messenger RNA, 782 nt
Organism: Neodiprion fabricii
Lineage: Eukaryota; Metazoa; Arthropoda; Insecta; Hymenoptera; Diprionidae
Gene: RpS8
Product: 40S ribosomal protein S8
Exons: 5
Coding region: 112-738 (208 amino acids)
Biological process (GO): translation; maturation of SSU-rRNA from tricistronic rRNA transcript (SSU-rRNA, 5.8S rRNA, LSU-rRNA)
Cellular component (GO): cytosolic small ribosomal subunit; ribosome
Molecular function (GO): structural constituent of ribosome
Source: RefSeq, a predicted model, not a curated record
GUAUGAAGUGCGCCUCUUGCGGAAGUGAUCGGCAACCUUCUCCAUACCGGAUAUUCCAACCAUAGGUUUUGGCUGGCGAGUAGUUCCUGCUUCUUUUAGCCCGCUAGCAAGAUGGGUAUAUCCCGGGAUCACUGGCAUAAGCGACGUGCUACCGGAGGCAAAAGGAAGCCUCUGCGUAAGAAGAGGAAGUUCGAGUUGGGUCGCCCUGCUGCUAACACCAAACUUGGCCCUCAGCGUAUACACACUGUUCGUACUCGUGGAGGCAACAAGAAAUUUAGAGCUCUUCGUUUGGACACGGGUAAUUUCUCGUGGGGAUCGGAGUGUGCGACUCGUAAAACCCGUAUUAUCGACGUUGUGUACAAUGCUUCCAACAACGAACUUGUCCGUACGAAAACUCUUGUAAAGAAUGCCAUCGUCACUAUUGAUGCAACACCAUUCCGUCAAUGGUAUGAAUCACACUACGUGCUACCUCUGGGACGUAAACGAGGAGCUAAGCUGACCGAAGCCGAAGAAGAAAUCUUGAACAAGAAGAGGUCAAAAAAGACAGAAGCUAAGUACAAGGCAAGACAACGCUUCGCCAAAGUAGAACCUGCGCUUGAAGAGCAAUUUGCCACUGGUAGAGUACUUGCUUGUGUCGCUAGCAGACCAGGACAGUGUGGCAGAGCGGACGGAUAUAUUUUGGAAGGAAAAGAACUUGAGUUCUACAUGAGGAAGAUUAAGAGUAAGAAGGCUAAAUAAUGAGCUUGUAACCAUCUUCAAGUGAAUAAAAUAUAUAAAAUGAA